AUGGGGCCCCUGCCGCGGACCGUGGAGCUGUUCUACGACGUGCUGUCCCCCUACUCCUGGCUGGGCUUCGAGAUCCUGUGCCGAUAUAAGAACAUCUGGAACAUCCACCUGCAGUUGCGCCCGACCUUUAUUGCAGGGAUCAUGAAAAGCAGUGGCAACAAACCGCCAGCCCUGGUUCCUUCCAAGGGCAAAUACCUGACAAAUGACAUAAAGCUCCUCGGACAGCACGUCCAGGUUCCCAUCCGGAUGCCCAAGGACUUCUUCUCUGUGAUCCUUGAAAAAGGAAGUUUGUCAGCCAUGCGCUUCCUCACCGCUGUGAACAUGGAGCAUCCUGAGAUGCUGGAGAAAGUGUCCAGGGAACUGUGGAUGCGGGUCUGGUCACGGGAUGAAGACAUCACGGAGCCUGGGAGUAUCCUGACAGCUGCAGAGAAGGCAGGCAUGUCGACAGAAGGAGCCCGGGCACUUCUGGAAAAGAUCUCAACGCCACAGGUGAAGAACCAGCUCAAGGAGACCACCGAGGCAGCCUGCAAAUACGGGGCCUUUGGGCUUCCUGUCACUGUGGCCCACCUGGACGGCCAAACCCAAAUGCUGUUUGGCUCUGACCGGAUGGAGUUGCUGGCCUACCUGCUGGGAGAGAAGUGGAUGGGCCCUGUGCCUUCAGCCGUGAGUGCCAGACUAUAA
This is a messenger RNA of Pipistrellus nathusii (Nathusius's pipistrelle), 681 nucleotides long. NCBI's taxonomy places the organism in Eukaryota, Metazoa, Chordata, Mammalia, Chiroptera, Vespertilionidae. The record is from the annotation of a GenBank genome assembly.